CCUUGACAGGAUCGUCUCACUCGAGCGUAUAAAAACGACAACGCGAUCAGCCUUGAAGGACACCUUUUCCGUUUCGCAACCGCCACUACCAGCGACGAACGUUGCCAUACCUCCAUUUAUCCAUCCAUCGCGCUUCUCUCUUGUUACGAACGACUCGGACGUAGUUGUAGCAGCCAGUCUCAUGAACGGUACCCAUCCUCUUCCUCCCAAACGAAUGGCUACGGACGACUUGAUGGCGGGCACCACUGCCAGCUCGCAAACACGGACGCGUACCUCCUCGCACCACCGCAAGGCUAGUUUCAGUCCGGAAGAAGAAUUCUUUCUCCGAGGCUUGCUCCUCGAUGACCAUCCGGAUCCGCACACCAAGCCUCUCAACGGGAACCACGAUGCUCACGCGGAACUCGUUCUCAACGACGAUAUACUGUUUUCUGUACCACUACCGCCCCUUCCUCCGAAAGGAAGUUUGGUGCCUACCUGCUCGAGCUCGAGUGGAGCCGUUCCUCCCAAAGCCCGACGUCCGUCAACCUUGGGACUCUGGAAGGCACACCAAUACGGUGUUUCUCCCGUGGCCCUGGCGCGGAAAGGCGCCUUGACCUUUCCUCCGCCACCCAAACUGGAUCAACUUAUCCAUCCUCAACGAAAAGAAGAUCUGGAACGUGAUCACAGUGGCACGGACGACGAAGAAAUCGAGUACGACGGAUCGUCCGAUUCCGAUCAAGACGAGCACCUGGAGCAAAGCACACGCCGUCUCGACGGCAACGAUACCGUGGGCAACGCCCACCGUCCGUCGACUCGGGCUCUCCGGAAGCCUGGCCAAGAAGGCGACUCUUCCUCGAAGAUGACGCACAAGAGUGCGUUGACCUUUCAUCCUCCACCCAAGCUGGACGAGCUUAUUCAAACACUACGAAAAGAAGAUCUGGAACGUGAUCGAGAAGAAAAACGGGGCGAGGGUGGCGUUGAUGAUGUAUCGUCUAUACCGUCGGAUCAAGAAGUUCGCAAACCGGAUAAAGACGAUUUGUCGGAAUGCUCAUCGUGGGAUGAAACGGAGCACGUACAACACUACAAUACGUGGAGAGUGCUUGACGAUGAGUACGCCAAAGACUUUGGCUUUGAUUUCUCGGAGAGCGUUCUGGCCGAGGACGAUUUUGAAGACAAUGACGACCAGAAGAAUAAUUUUUUGAUUCUCGGUACCUCGGCGGAAGAUGUGUCGGCCCAUCCGCAGGUCCUGUCUCCACCUCUUAUGGAUUCGCUCAUGACAUUUUUGCCACAAAACCUGCAAGACACAAACUUCUGGCUCAAGUUUUCCUUAGUCCGCGAUGGAGCUGCCUUGUCUACUUUGAAGACGUACUGUCGGGCAUCUUCCUAUACAAUUCUAGCCAUUGAAACGCCGCGAGGUGAGGUCUUUGGAUCGUUCACUUCGAGUCCUUGGCAAACGCACCGUUCCUACUACGGAAACGCCCCUUCGUUUGUGUGGAAAAUGCGCCAUUCUCGACGAACGCCGUGCGUCUCGCUUUAUGACCAGGCCCAGCUCGAAUCGACGAUUGACGUAUACGCCUACGAAGGCAGCGACGAAUAUAUCCAAGCAUGUAAACACGAUUCCCUCGCUCUCGGCGGCGACGAACGACACGCCCCCACCAGCAUGUGCAGUGAUCUUUCGGACGACGAUAGCGUCAGUCCCCGCAAAAACAAUGGUUUCGCCAUUGCCUUGGAGGAAGACUUGCUGCGUGGUACAACGAGUCCGUGUAAUACGUUCGCCAGUCCGAGCUUAUGUGGAUCGCACCGUGAUCGGACGCAAUUGUUCGAAGUGGCCAACGUUGAAGUUUGGACGUUUACAUCCUGUCGGGACGUUUCCAUGGCAGAAAGGUUGGAAAUGACACGGUAUUUUGCCACCGAAUCUUCCCGGGGAUCCCUUCUGUCGUCGCCGGGUUCUAGCACGUACGACAGCGGCACACCCCAAUUUUCCAGCCGGGAUUUGAUCCAGGAACGCUUCUACCAGCGUGUUGGUCACGACCCAGCAUCGGAAGAACGACGGCAGCGAUGGCAAUACGCCAACAUGAUGGGCGGUGUUGGUACUACAAACAGAGGCAUGGGAUCGACACCUCGCUUUGGUUACAGUUCAUAGUAGACUAAACGGGCCAGUGCCACGAUAAAGAACGGCGACCUGAGGACGGCAAUCCAAUAUUUUAGGACUUUUUUACGCUUAUAUUUCGUCGAUUUUCUA
This is a messenger RNA of Phaeodactylum tricornutum CCAP 1055/1, 2221 nucleotides long. RefSeq lists its product with no specific name. The transcript has a single exon. The record is from RefSeq and is a predicted model, not a curated record. Lineage: Eukaryota; Bacillariophyta; Bacillariophyceae; Surirellales; Neidiaceae. The coding region runs from base 182 to 2122 and encodes 646 amino acids.